CCAGCAAUCCCAUCUUUCUAAGCAGCAUCGCCUUCUUUCAAGAUUCCCUUAUCAACCAGAUGACGCAGAUCAAGCUGUCUGUGUAUGACGUCAAAGACAGAUCUCAGGGAACAAUGUAUUUACUGGGCUCUGGAACAUUUGUUGUCAAAGACCUGCUCCAGGACAGACCUCACAGACUGCAUCUCACGCUGAGGUCUGCGGAGAGUGACCGAGUGGGCAACAUAACUGUGAUUGGCUGGCAGAUGGAGGAGAAGUCGGACCAGAGGCCCCCCGUGACCCGGUCUCUGGACACCGUCAACGGACGGAUGGUUCUGCCUGUUGAUGAGAGCUUGACCGAGGCCCUGGGAAUCCGAUCCAAAUAUGCUUCUUUGCGAAAAGACACCUUACUGAAAUCGGUGUUCGGCGGCGCCAUCUGCCGCAUGUACCGGUUCCCCACCACUGACGGCAACCACCUACGGAUCCUGGAGCAGAUGGCAGAGAGCGCCCUCUCCCUGCAUGUGCCUCGGCAGUUUGUGAAGCUGCUGCUGGAGGAGGACGCGGCCAGAGUCUGUGAGCUGGAAGAGUUGGGGGAGCUGUCCCCCUGCUGGGAGAGCCUCCGGCGCCAGAUUGUCACCCAGUAUCAGACUAUCAUCCUCACCUACCAGGAGAACCUAACUGACCUCCAUCAGUACAAAGGUCCGUCAUUUAAAGCCAGCAGUUUGAAAGCAGAUAAAAAGUUAGAAUUUGUUCCCACAAACCUGCACAUACAAAGGAUGCGAGUUCAAGAUGAUGGAGGCUCAGAUCAGAACUACGAUGUCGUCACUAUUGGAGCCCCAGCAGCACACUGCCAAGGUUUUAAGUCAGGAGGUCUUCGAAAAAAGCUGCAUAAGUUUGAAGAGACCAAGAAACACAGUUUUGAGGAGUGUUGUACUCCAUCUAGCUGCCAGUCCAUAAUCUACAUACCACAGGACAUCAUCCGAGCCAAGGAGAUCAUUGCCCAGAUCAACACCCUGAAAACCCAAGUUAGCUACUACGCAGAACGGCUCUCAAGGGCGGCGAAGGACAGGUCUGCCACUGGCCUUGAGAGGACGCUCGCCAUCCUGGCAGACAAGACCCGGCAGCUGGUCACUGUCUGUGACUGUAAGCUGCUGGCCAACUCCAUCCAUGGGCUGAAUGCAGCACGGCCUGACUACAUCGCUUCCAAGGCCUCGCCUACCUCGACCGAGGAGGAACAGGUGAUGCUUCGGAAUGACCAGGACACCCUCAUGGCCAGGUGGGCAGGACGGAGCAGCCGGUCUUCUCUGCAGGUGGACUGGCACGAGGAGGAGUGGGAGAAAGUGUGGCUGAAUGUGGACAAGAGCCUGGAGUGCAUCGUCCAGCGGGUGGACAAGCUGCUGCAGAAGGAGCGCCUGCACGGGGAGGGCAGCGAGGACGUCUUCCCCUGCCCUAGCACCUGCUCCAGCAAGAAAGGUAACCGGGACAGCCAAGCCUACUGGAUCAGACCGGAGGACCCGCUCUGUGACGGCCCCUCCUCGGCAUGCCCCUCCUCCAUGCCCACUGCUGCAUGCCAUCCUCACCCAGGCACACGUGAAUGGAGUGAGGCCCUUUACCCCCUGCUGACCACCCUCACAGACUGUGUGGCCAUGAUGAGUGACAAAGCCAAGAAGGCCAUGGUCUUCUUGCUCAUGCAGGACACUGCGCCCACCAUUGCCUCAUACUUGAGCCUGCAGUAUCGCCGUGACGUCGUGUUCUGCCAAACUCUCACAGCCCUCAUCUGCGGCUUUAUCAUCAAGCUGAGGAACUGCCUGCACGAGGAUGGCUUCCUGCGGCAGCUCUAUACCAUCGGGCUGCUGGCCCAGUUUGAGAGCCUGCUGAGCACCUAUGGAGAGGAGCUGGCCAUGCUGGAGGACAUGAGCCUUGGAAUCAUGGACCUGAGGAACGUGACCUUCAAAGUCACCCAGGCUGCGUCGAAUGCGUCGGCGGACAUGCUGCCCGUCAUCACAGGAAACCGUGAUGGCUUUAACGUAAGGAUCCCUCUGCCAGGCCCACUGUUCGACUCGCUGCCCCGAGAGAUCCAGAGCGGCAUGCUGCUGCGGGUGCAGCCAGUGCUCUUCAACGUGGGCAUCAACGAGCAGCAGACGCUGGCUGAGAGGUUCGGAGAUACAUCCUUACAAGAAGUUAUCAACAUCGAGAGUUUGGUGCGGUUAAAUUCCUACUUUGAGCAGUUUAAGGAAGUUUUGCCAGAGGACUGUCUCCCUCGCUCUCGGAGUCAGACCUGCCUGCCGGAGCUGCUGCGGUUUCUAGGACAGAACGUCCAUGCGCGCAAGAAUAAGAACGUGGACAUCCUCUGGCAAGCUGCUGAGGUCUGUCGCCGCCUCAAUGGGGUCCGAUUCACCAGCUGCAAGAGUGCCAAGGACCGCACAGCCAUGUCGGUGACGCUGGAGCAGUGCCUGAUCCUGCAGCACGAACACGGCAUGGCCCCUCAGGUCUUCACACAAGCCCUGGAGUGCAUGCGCAGCAUUGGAACACGGGAGGUAGUCACCCAGAAGAACUUGAGCGGCCUGGUGCCCAUGCGGGACUUGAGGCUAGACCCCAGCCUCCUCUGUUCCCUUCCCUUGCUAGCACUGAGCCCCAAUUUACUGAUUGUGUGGCUCUUCCUGAGCAUAGCAUACCUGCUGACUAAAUUGCGUUGCAAAUAAGUACCAUUAUGAAAAAUUAAUCAGUCACGAGGCAGACAAAAGUGCCCGAAUAUGUCCAGCCACCGUGUACCAAACUGGACAGAAGGAAGGUGUCAAAGCGAGGUCUGCCAAGGACUAUCUCAUGCCUUACAGUUUGAUGUUUGUUCUUCCGAACUGUAAAUACCUGCCAGAUUAUUUCAUCGAGAGGACUUGUUUGUUUCAAUUGUGUAGCGUCUUCGGUGCUUGUGGCAUGUCCUUCUGGUGCCCUGUGAUUGCAUUCUUUAGCUGGCCUGGAAUUGAUUACUUGUACCAAAUAGCUUACCUUCUGAUGUAUAACUAUUUUAUUACCUGUACAUCUCAUGUGCCCUGGUCCAAGAGAAAGGGAUGCUGUCUGAGAAGAAUUUGUAUAUUUGAUGCUAUUCCUUCAGUGUGUUGCUAACCGUCCUUGCCUUUUGAAGAAAAAUGAUGAGAAAAAGAGCUUAUCAGCCGGCUUCUCUAGAAGCCCCUGUCUCCUGGAACUGUACUUCCUGCUUUCCUUUCAGAGUGUGAGCCUGGGAGUGUAGGAGCAAACAGUUUGCAGAGUGACGCUUCCCCGCUUCUAGUUAGUUCCGCUAGCAACCAGCUGUGGGUACAGGAGCACAUGCCACCAAGCCCUGCACACAGAGAUUACACGCAUGGGACUUCAGGGUUGCUCUUAAUACACGGAGCGGUGACAGUUACAUACGUUUCCUUAAAAUAACAUUUUUUAAUUUAAAAAUUGUAUGUUUAAUUCCAGAUAAAGUCUAGAUAUUUUUUUUGUUCUUUACUAAUACAAUAACGUUAAUAAUGAACAACAACAACAACAACAAAAAAAAAAUCAAAGAAAAUGCUCUAAAAAAAUGAGGCUUCAGUUUUGGCAGUUGUGAGAGACGGAGCCAUUAGAAGGAGGGAUAAGUGUGAGUUUUGCUGCUAGCACUCUUAAUUUUAACAUGGUACUGCUCCUAAGAUAGGAUGACCAGUCACCCUGACAUUCAUACGUGGCCGAGAGUAACUGUCCUCUCUAAAAAUAACCACGUAACCCAGGAAAGAUCCGACGAGCCUUGUGUAAGAAAUGGUGAGUGGCUUCUCCAUCUUCUUGUUUGUGUUGUUUCUGAUUUUUGACCCUCAGUCGGAUGAAGGGGAUUUCUUCUCAGGAGUCUGGUGGAAAGCCUGGAGUGAGUUAGAGGAGCUGGGGUCUGCAGCAUCUUGACAUCCUCAUGCCCACAGACCCAUCCACCAGAAGUCCCCAACACCUCCUGACUACUUGGAGGGUGUUCUCUGACUUGCCCCCCUCUGAAAGAGUGAGUCCAGGAGUUGCGUUGGCAGCUAGCAGUGAACACCGGUGCUGGGCGGAAUCUGUGAAUUGGGCUGGGUGAGGCUGUCCUACCCACACCAGAGCAGUCCCCUUCUAGGGCUGAGCAUUGCAGGCUUCCCAGGGCAGGCCUCACUCUGUCUCCACCUAAGCAGCUCUUGUCUCCCCUGGGUUAAGCAUGGCAGCAGCUCUGUGGUGUCUUUAGUUUAGUCUCACCUAUUGCUGGCUGACAUUAGCCACCUGACAGACCUGUCCAGUCAGGGACCCUUUGAAAGGGAUACUGGAUAGAUGCCCUUUCACCUCAGCACAUGUGCUUCAAACCUCCAAGACCAUUUUGCUUGCUUCAUUUGCACAGGGGAGAGAGAGCCCGUAGCCUCCUUCCACCCUCACCCUGCGGCUGCCCCUUCCUUUCUCUAGGUUGAUACCUCCUGAUACCAUGGGCCUGAACCAUUUCCAGGGUGGUGGUGUGGCCAAACAGAGAGAGACCACAGAGCAGUGAGGGAAGCCUACAGAGUAACUCUGGACGUAACUGCAGAGACAGCACCUUCUGCCCCUAGCGGCUGGGAUGCCAUAGCUCUGGGGGGGCCUCAUUUCAGGACCAUAGCACAGCAGAAGGAGGCAGUGGCUGCUUAGAGAAAUCCCCACCCCAACCCUAGGCAGAGGGAACUCUUGUGGGGACACUGGUCUGCCAGCCACCCUCCUGUCCUGUGUGGCCUUGCCCUUGGGUAAGAGAGAGAAGGGUCAGAAAGGAGGCCAUGUGUGUGGCUCCUUGUUCUCACCUCUGGGGUUGAGCAGCGUGUAGCACCCCAUCUGGGUGGCCAGGCACACAAGGGCUUCUCUGGAGGAAGCCAAGCAGUGGGCGCUUGAGGUCUGCAUUUCCUUUUCUCCUCUAACACCCUGCGAGAUGGGAGGCCAGGCUUCAGAACACCCAUCUUUUAUGCUGUGUUUCAAUGUCACUAAGACACCCUCAGUAGCCAGAAGCCAUGUUCUGUGCUCUCGUCAGCUGGCCUUAGAAAGUGGCUGUGUGAGUUCUCCCGCUAGGCUGACUGCCACUGCUUCCUCCUGUGUCAUUCAGGCAGAGAUGCUGAGACGGGAGCAUGGUUCUUCCACAAGGCACCCCCCCCAUGUCUGCUGUGGAAUGGCCUGGGGCCUUCAGGUGAACUCUGAAGUGGGAGCCCCCGCCCCAGGAAAGGAAAACCAGAGGUCUUUAGGAUACCCCUUUUAGAGUUUCCGUUCAUAUUUCCAAAGUUGAUGCCUUUGAAAUGAAGUGAUUUUUGAGAUAAUAAAAAAGAACCAGGAGCUAUACAAUAACUAUCUUUUGCUAAAAUCUGCCUGAAUUGCCAUGUUUUAUUGCACCUGAAGACCCUGUAGCAGUGUUGUCAGUGAAAGUGUUCUGCCUCAGGUCUUCAUGCUGGACUCUGCAGCGCAUGCAACACGUCACCACCUCUGCGGAUCUUGUCCCAAGUUCCAGCAGGUCACACUGAUAGUGGCAGCAUGCAGACCAGGCAUGUCAGCUGCACAUUGAGCAUAAUGGGAGACACGGUUUAGUUUAAAAACCAAGUUGAAGGCAUAAUCUGAGCCGAAGCUGUGUGUUCUUGUACAGUGUACCAACCAGCUGAACAUGGAGUUAGUUUCUGUCAGUGUGAACACAGACUUUAAGAGUUUCUGAGUUCCUGUCUGGCAUUUACUGGAUAGGUGGGUCGGAGGUCCCUUCUGCAUAGGUGGAAAGGCCAGGCCUGAGGCAGUCUGUUAAUAACGGAGCUCCCAGAGACCACAGCCAGCUCCCUCCCAGCACCCAUCCCUUCUGCUGUAAGUAGAGUCACACCUUCACCCGCUCCCCGAGUGCUCAGCACAUGCUGUCCUUUGCUCGGGGUGGCCCUGGUGUUCUCAGGUGACAUGUCCAGCCUAAGGCUUGAGGCUCCGGAGCAAGGGCAUGCUCAGGUGGCAGGAGCCGUUAACAGUGGCAGCCAGAUGCCUUUCUCAACUGCCUGGGCUUCCUGUCUUUUGAAGAAACAUUAUUGUCUCACCAGAAACUGCUCCACAUGAUCUUAGAGAAGGGACCGCCAUUUUCAUUUUGAAAGGCUUGAGCUGCUAUGUUUUUAAAAUGUAUGUCAUGUGGUCUUAGAAUUUGAAAUACAUUUUUCAAAUCACUGUUCUUGGUAACUGCAAAUUUUACUUCUCAGAAGGGUUGGUUUUUUGUUGUUUUUUUUUUUUUUAACUGAACCUGACAAGCACUUGAUUACACUGCUUGUCUUUGAACAUUAUAAAAAUAGCAAGUUUUACUGUGUGUGGAAAGGCAUUUAUAUUCAAAAUCACUGUGGGCUGUUACUCUUACGCCCACCGCAGAGCGUUGCCCCGAGAACUCCCUUGAGGGCCACAGAGGCUCACUUGGCUCUUCAUUCUCGUGGGCACCACCUGUUUGACCCUGGGUAGCUGUGACGUCCCUGCCUCCCUUGCAGCUGGGAUUCGUGCUGGUAGUGAGUCCUCUAAGGGCAGAGCACCUGUGGGCUUGCACUGGGUUCAGUGGUUCUUGUACAAGAAAUGGCCACCAUGCGAGCAGCCCACCUGGCUAAUGGCGGCUAGCACCACCAGGAGAUGGUGGAGCCUCAGGGCAGCCUGAUAGCUAUGAGGACCUGGUGCAGGCAGCGUUUGGGCCCAUGUGGGAGCUUUGCACUUGGACAGCUGCCCCUAGGUGGAGGCAGAUGUCAGAGCAGCCGCCUCACGCCUCAGCCAGGUGGUUUUGCUGCCUGUUGAAUUCCGCAAGGAAAGUCAGCAUGUGGGGUCUGAGGUGGUCACAGUUCUGCUAACACACAAAGGUACAGUGUUUCAGAAGCUAUGGUAAGCGUGAAAUAUCCCCAUGCAUCCAGUGUGCUGCCUGGCAGUCUUUGAACCACAAGUUAGGAUGGAACCCCGAUAACCAAGUCCAAGAUACACACAAAAUCAUGUCUAUCUUUAAAAAAUUGUGUCUGCUUAGACGCAACAUCGCUCUGGAUCUGCCAGCCCACAGCUGCGUCCAUCGUGUGCUCAUCUUGCGCUUCCUUCCUGCUUUGUUCCGAAACCUCCAUCUUGUGUGUGUGUGCUGUCCAGCAACCAUUUUAAUUAACCUCUUGUUAACGCUAUGAAAAUAAUCAGUUCAUUCCAUCUUAGUUUAAGUCUUUUCUUUUUUCCUUUUUUACUGCUGUCAUUUCUUGUGCUUGUUUUU
Molecule: messenger RNA, 7189 nt
Organism: Psammomys obesus (fat sand rat)
Lineage: Eukaryota; Metazoa; Chordata; Mammalia; Rodentia; Muridae
Gene: Inpp4a
Product: inositol polyphosphate-4-phosphatase type I A
Exons: 20
Coding region: 60-2678 (872 amino acids)
Cellular component (GO): cytoplasm
Molecular function (GO): phosphatidylinositol-3,4-bisphosphate 4-phosphatase activity
Source: RefSeq, a predicted model, not a curated record